AUGUAUCCAUCUAUGGAGGAGAAGCCUGUCACAAAGAACAACUGUUAUUUUUUGUUUAAACUUGCUCAUGAAUAUCAAAUAGAAUCUAUUGCUCACAAGUGCGAAAGGGUUAUGGCUUUCAUGGUCAAAGCAAGAACGGAAGAUGACGUUCUAUCAAUGCUUCUCUAUGGGCAAAAGUACCAGCUAAAAUCACUAAUAUCGACGUGCAUAUAUGAAGCUCGGCGUUUAACAUUAAAGGAACUGAAAAAGCACAAAAGUCGUGACGAGAUCGAGCCGGACAAUUAUGUGCGGAUCGCUGAGGGCAUUAUACAGCGACUUGAGGCCACCGUCGAGACGCAGUGCAAGGUGAACAAACAAAUAAAAGAAGGUUGUCUGAACCGUCUUAAACAAGCUAGCUGUAGUUUGUUUGGUCAUGCUCUUGCUAAAGGAAUUGCUAGUGUAGCAAGUUGGGAGGCAAACACUGACACGUAUCUGUAUCGUGUAAAGGCAGAUACCAGUGAGAAGAAAUGUGCAUCCCCGUAG
Porites evermanni is the source of this 522-nucleotide messenger RNA. The record is from the annotation of a GenBank genome assembly. NCBI's taxonomy places the organism in Eukaryota, Metazoa, Cnidaria, Anthozoa, Scleractinia, Poritidae.